GUUAAAGCAUAUCCAUUGCCCAUACCUCUGACUAGGAUCCUCGGAACCAAACACUUCAGCUUUGGUUCUCAUCUGUUCACUAUCUUAUAUUGUAGAUGUACUUUAUGUUCUGUCUUCUAUUCAGAGAACUAAAGUGAAUUGACUCAGAGAAGAAAGAGAAAGAGAGAGAGUAAACAUGGAUGCUUGUUUUCUUACCUCAAGAUCAAUCUCUGGUGUCAAAGAGCUUGUCCCGUUCAUCAAAGCCAGAAUCAUUUCUUGCCCCAAGAGAAGUUCUUGCCAGUUUCUCACCAGGAAGCUUGCUUCUCCCAUCUCUGUAAAUUGUUCUCUUUCGGAUUCAUGGAAGCCACUGGACGAUGAUUGUGUCAACAAUUCAACAGCAGAUGCUGACUGGAGAGAGUUCAGGGCAAGACUCGUAGCUGGAGAGCAAGGUGCAACCUCUGAGAAGGACUCUUCCUCAUGGUCUAACCCUGACAUGGUGGUUGACUGUCCGUCAUCAUCGUCCACACUGAUCACAGUUGGCACCAAAUGGGCACACAAGAUCCACGAGCCAGAGCCAGGGUGUCUCCUAAUCGCCACAGAGAAGCUAGACGGAGUCCACAUCUUCGAAAAGACAGUGAUCCUCAUCCUCUCUGUUGGACCCUCGGGUCCUAUAGGAGUCAUCCUCAACCGUCCAUCGCUUAUGUCCAUCAAGGAGACUAAAUCAACGGUCUUAGACGUGACGGGAACGUUUUCAGACAAGAGACUCUUCUUUGGUGGACCUUUGGAAGAAGGGUUGUUCCUGGUGAGUCCGAGGAGUGGCGGGGACAACGAGGUUGCGAAGAGCGGAGUGUUCAAACAAGUGAUGAGAGGAUUGUACUAUGGGACGAGAGAGAGUGUGGGAUUGGCUGCAGAGAUGGUGAAGAGGAAGUUGGUGGGAAGAAGUGAGCUAAGAUUCUUUGAUGGGUAUUGUGGUUGGGAAAAGGAGCAGUUAAAGGCAGAGAUCUUGGGAGGGUACUGGACUGUUGCUGCUUGUAGCUCGAGUGUUCUUGAGCUUGGUUCUGCUGUUCAGAGUCAUGGUCUUUGGGAUGAGGUUCUUGGACUCAUUGGUCCUCAAACUGGCUCUGUUAUCUAA
Molecule: messenger RNA, 1111 nt
Organism: Eruca vesicaria subsp. sativa (arugula)
Lineage: Eukaryota; Viridiplantae; Streptophyta; Magnoliopsida; Brassicales; Brassicaceae
Source: the annotation of a GenBank genome assembly